This is a messenger RNA of Drosophila hydei, 3141 nucleotides long. RefSeq names its product protein folded gastrulation. The record is from RefSeq and is a predicted model, not a curated record. The coding region runs from base 418 to 2898 and encodes 826 amino acids. NCBI's taxonomy places the organism in Eukaryota, Metazoa, Arthropoda, Insecta, Diptera, Drosophilidae. The transcript has 5 exons.
CAAAAACAAACCAAAUAGCAGCAGCAACAACUACAAUCACAGCGUUGACAGCAGCAGCAACAACGCAUGCGCAACAGUUGGUGCCUUUGCGGUCUUCUUCAUUGCCGUCUUCUUCUUCUUGCGCCUGGGAUAUAAAGCAGUUAAAUCAGUCCCGCAGCUAAAGGCAGCUUGUGCGUGAGCGAGAGUGCGAGAGAGAGGGACACACAUACGCACACGCAUCCUGUGCAAGGAUUGUCAUCCACACUGCAGAGCAAAAAACUGUUGGUGUUGCAGUUGGUAUUCCUGUUGUCAUUUGACAUUUAUGUCGCCCGCCUUUGGGUUUCGAUUGCAGAGAUAAGCGGCACUAGGAUCGUGGGAUUGGUAACGCUGCAACAGUGGAGCUGGAGGAUUGCCGCCAUGGCAUCGUCGUCGAGAGGCAUGCGGCCGGCAAAUGGCUGCUGGAUGCUGUUGCUGGCGCAUGGCUUACUGGCGCUGACCGCGCUGCACAUGCACAGCCUAAUUCCGGUCGGGGUUGAGGCGCUGCCAAUUACCUCGCGGCCCAUCGAGGGCAAUGCACAGAAGGAUGCGUGGGAGGCGUGGCUGCGCCUGCCGUUCGAACAGAAAUCGCUCGAGAAGCAGAAGAAGGUAAUGCCCAAGUCCAUAUUCGCUCUGCCCUUCCGUCACUGUCCGCCGGGGCAUAAGCUGUACAACGAGCGCUGCAUAUCGCAGACCAACAUUGAUCCCACCGAUUUGGUGGCACAGGAGCUGCAGGAGCAGCUGGGCGACGGCAGUGGCCCGACUGCAUUCACCGACUACGACUACAGCGACAAUGAAAGCGAUGAGCUGAUCUACGAGUUGCCAUUGGGGCCGCUCAUACAGUUGCCCACGUUGCCCACGAGUGCGACGGGUGCCGAGGAUCAGGCGCUGCCCAGCGAGGAUGCGCCACUCAAGUUCAAUAUAUUCGAAAAGAAGUUUCCCACGGCAUCAGAGCCCGAUGUUGCCAAUGCAACGACGGCAACAUCGCCAUCGAUUGCAAUGCAAACGGCAACGGCAACGGCAACGGCAACGGCAACGGCAACGGCAACGGCGACGGCAACAACCACGCCAACACCCACAAUUGCAACGAUGCGCGAAAACGCCCUCAAGGCGCAGCAGCAGCCGAAUAAUCGCAUUGCUGAGAGCGCACAAGAUCUGCAGGCUGAUUCGAGCAAUGCUCUGCCAAGCACAACAAGCCUCAGCACAUCGAGCAGCAGCGGCAGCAGCAUUGGCUCCUUCAGUGACAUUGGCCACAUCGAUGCCAUUGUCGUGCCAGCGGGCGCGUCGCUGGGCGCGGAGCCCACGGUUCAGUUGGUGACAAGUUCGAUGCGCGCUGAGCCCGAAGCAAAUGCCGAUUCGAAGCCCAAUGCGGAUGCAGUGCCCAAUGCGGGGGCGAAGUUGCAGUCAGAUGCAGCGACCGCUGCCGCUGCCGAUUCCGAUGCCGAUGCCGAUGCUGUGGCUGUGGCCGAGACUGAGACUGACGCAGAGAUCGAAACGGACUUGGAGCAGUUGCUCAAGGUCGACGCCUUUCUGCCGGCCUAUGGCAGCAGCGUGGAUAUGAUGCCGCCGUUCAGUCAUCGUCGCGUCUCGCCGCUGCUCAGCGCCGACCUGGACGCUGACGAUUCAGCUACGGAUAUUGUGCCUACGACAGCGGAGCGCGACGCUGAUACAACAACAGCAACAUCAGCAACUGCCUCGUUGGCUACGCCCACAACACCAACAUUGUCAGCAACCCGGGCACAAGUUACAAGCAAAGAACAAGAGCUAGAUGUGCCUGUGUUGAAAAAAUCGAAAGUGCAACCGGUUCAGUUAAGCUCGAGCACAACAACGACAGCAGCAACAACGACAACAACAACAGCAGCUACAGCUGCAACAGCAACAACAGCAGCAGAAUCAUCAUCAUCAUCGGCAGCAGCAGCAGUGACAACAACAACAGCUGCAACAGUCGCUACUGAAACCGAAGUUGCUGCCAUACAUCAAGAUGCCAAUGGCAAUGCUCGAGAUGAUGACCGGUUUUAUUAUCAGCAUUUUAACAGAAAUGUUGCUGCCAGUGGCAGCAGCAGCAGCAGCAGCAGCGGCGGCAGCAGCAGCAGCGGCAGCAAUGCUGACGGCGACUUGGAUGUGCUGAACGAUAUGGCAUCCAGUGACAAUUUAAUGACAAAUACAAUCGGUGGCCAGGGUGACAGUGAGAGGGCGGCAAGUGAAAUUAAUUUUGAACAAGAAUUGCGCAUUAUAAACGAACUGGUUAAGGACAAGCGACGAUUAUCGCAGCUGCGACAACAGCAACAUGAGCAGCAGUCAACGACAACGACAACAGCAGCAACGAUCAUUGAAAGCAGCUCGGAUGCGUCUAGCACUCCGACAGCAGAAACAACAAAGCUUUGGUCUAGCCUCAUGCCAAUGAUGGGCCAGACGUCUACAGAAGCAACAACAACGCCGGCAACAGCAGAAACAGCGACAACAGCAGCAGCAAAAGCAACAACAGGUAAUGUUGUUGCUGAUAGCUCAAUAGCAACAACAGCAACAGCAGCAACAGCAACAGUUGCUGACACCACAAGAAGCACACAACAAUUAAGUAUUAAUACAAAUCGUAGCAAUAGAAAUAGUAAAAUAAUUAGAGUAGACAGUCCAGGCGUGAGUCCACAGCCAAUAUCAACAACAGCAGCAACAACAGCCACAGCUGCAACAGUUGCAACAACAGCAACAUCAGCAACACCGAAUGAUGACAAUUAUGCGCCUUUCUGGUGGUUGCCGAACAUAGGCUGGCGCGUCGACCGCCAGGUGGAUGAGAAAGGCGAGGAUCGUUCUCUAUUGCUGCGUAUCUUCAGGACAUUUCGUGCCAGCGAUAGCAGCACAGCAGCCACAAUAACGUCGCGUCGCUAAUGUGGAUCAGUUUCCCUGGCGCUUUUUCAAUGCCUGCGCGCUGCUCUUAGCAUCUCUCGCCGAUGUGGAGAGUCGCUGGAGUCCGCUGGUCGGUUGGAAUUGCUGCCGUGUCGUCUGACGGCGCCGCUGGCAACAACGUUUCAAUUGUGUGUUGAAGUCUCUGCUUGUCCAGUUGCAACAGCGUCUAACUACCCUAUCCACACAUACACUACUUAGCUCUCAGUCUAUAAAUAUUUAAUAAUU